Molecule: messenger RNA, 3445 nt
Organism: Clarias gariepinus (North African catfish)
Lineage: Eukaryota; Metazoa; Chordata; Actinopteri; Siluriformes; Clariidae
Gene: rbm24a
Product: RNA binding motif protein 24a
Exons: 4
Coding region: 291-995 (234 amino acids)
Cellular component (GO): cytosol
Molecular function (GO): mRNA 3'-UTR binding
Source: RefSeq, a predicted model, not a curated record
UUUUAUAUUAGAAAGCCUAACGGAGUUCAAACCCACCUGAUGAUCUCCGGAACAAACCGACCAGAAAUCUACCUCGAGUAACUCGCGUCGCUUCUAACGGCUCCUGGUGUUUUAAAAGAAAUCCAGCGGUUGAAAAGAUAAAAAACAACAAUUAGGCUGAUUGGAUACAAAGUUGCACUACUUUUCUUUGUUGUUGUUGUUAUUGUUAUUGUUGCUUUUUUUCCCUCCCCUCUUUCAUCUUCUUAAUUAUUUUGCACCUUGAGCGUUUGUAUCUUGAGGACUGAGUGAGGAUGCAUACCACCCAAAAGGACACGACCUACACCAAGAUCUUUGUCGGAGGUCUGCCCUAUCACACCACAGACUCCAGUCUCAGGAAAUAUUUUGAGGUGUUUGGGGAAAUCGAGGAGGCUGUCGUGAUUACCGACAGACAGACUGGGAAGUCCAGGGGGUAUGGUUUUGUGACAAUGGCAGACCGAUCUGCCGCAGACAGAGCUUGUAAGGACCCCAACCCUAUCAUCGACGGCAGGAAGGCAAACGUCAACCUGGCUUACCUGGGAGCCAAGCCGCGGGUGAUGCAGCCAGGAUUCACGUUCGGUGUACCGCAGAUUCAUCCGGCUUUCAUCCAGAGACCUUAUGGGAUCCCCGCACACUACGUAUACCCCCAGGCUUUUAUGCAGCCCAGCGUGGUGAUCCCUCACGUUCAGCCAUCCAGCGCAUCCGCCGCAGCCGCCACCGCUUCCUCGCCUUACAUCGACUACACUGGAGCUGCGUACGCGCAGUACGCCAGCGCUGCCUCCGCCGCGGCUGCCAUCGGCGCGUACGAGCAAUACCCGUAUGCCGCGUCCCCUGCUGCAGCCGGCUACGUGACUGCUGCCGGGUACACCUACGCUAUGCAGCAGCCGCUGGCCGCUACGACUCCAAGCUCCACUGCAGCAGCAGCCGCGGCCUUCGGUCAGUACCAGCCUCAGCAACUGCAGGCCGAGCGCAUGCAAUAGCAGCUUAUGGCACUGAGAUAUGAGGAAAAAGCCAAUGCCCAGUGACUGCUCAUUGGCCUUAUGGAGGUGUCUCACCUGAACGAGGAUAAUGUCAUUAGGAUGAUGAUGAUAAUUGAUGGAGGUGUUUAACUGAGGUGGGAACUCCAUCGCUUUCCAACUUGCUGUGAUUAAACCAAAAAAAAGUGAAAAAAAUAUGUAUCAAAGAAGGUGUAAAGACGACAGAGGUUUAACUUUUUACCAUUAUCAUACUGUUAUUGUUACCUUUAUGCUUAAUAUUGAAGUAGUGUAUUUAUUGCUAAAGAAGAAGGCAAUGACUAAUCACUGUGGCUUGGAGGUGUAGAUAAAGAAGAAGAAGAAGAAGCCUUAAGUCCAGAUGCUGUCAUUAAAUUAGAAGACUUUUCCUUCAUGAAGGACGUUAGAUGUCCACACAGUGUUUUGAUUCUGACGCCCUCUAACUUACAUAUUUAUUCUCAUUUUUGAGGGAUUUUUCUGUUCUGUCGUCUAAUGCGCGUCGCAAGGUUUUGCUUUCUGGUUUAUCAGGGAAAUGGAGCUUUUUCUUUUUCUUCUUUUGUUUUCCAACAUAUUAGUAAAGACAAAUGAACUCUGCCAAUCAGGGAGUAGUACACAACUGUGGAGAGAAGGUGUGAAAGAAAAGUUUUCAAAGAAUUGUAGCUUUUUUCUGGCAUGUUCAGGAUUACUUUUUUUUUUUCAUCUUCCUGAUGCUGAAUGUCCCCCGAUUUCCCUGUUUUUGACCUCUUGACCUAUGCAAAGCAGAAACAGCCGCCAGGAGACAAAACAAACUGUGGUGAUUCCAGCCACUCUCGUCUGAAGGACAACGAACAAUUUCUGAGCUCGAUGAAAGGACAUUACAUAGUAUUAUUUGUCUAAUCUCUCAUACAUAUGCGCACAUACAGACACUAAUUUCCUUAACACUGGGGCAAAACGUUAACUCCGUGCAAACUUAUUGUACACAUCAUUGCACGCGUACACUAACUCAUGCACUCGCUUUGUAUGAUAAGUCCAAAAUUUACGAAUGAAAAUAAAAAGGUCAGAGCUGGGCACUUGCGAGUGAGGAGCAGGCAACAGCUGCUGUGUCGGGACGGACAGGAUCACACACACGUACACAUACACACACGCAUAGAGACACGGAUUGCUCUGGAAACAACGCCUCACUUGUGCUCAUUUGUUGAGCUGUCACAUUUUAAUCCCUCGGCCCGCUCGGGAACCUGUCCCGCUCCAGCUUUGUCAGCAGUUCCAGCUCUGUCCUAGAGAGAGAGAGAGAGAGAGAUAGAGAGAGAGACGUUGCCGGAGGCUGCAGUCCACUGAUCCGCUUCUAACAUCACCUUCAGCACCAGCCGCCCUCUCUCUCACUCGCUCGCAGCUCCUCUCUGGAACGAAAACCUGAAUCAACAGUGUACCAAGGAAUUCCUUCAGUCAACCAAAACGCUAUGAAAAUCAUCUGUUUUUUUUUUGUUUUUUUCCCUCCUGUAUUUUUCAAAAAAAGUGUCUGUGCACCAGCAUGUCUUUCCUAGUAAGAGAUGAAUCCAUUCUCUGUUCUCUCGGAAAACCAAACAUCACACCUUUUUUUUUCUUUUUCUUUUUUUUUACUAGAAAGCAGCACUAAAGCUGAGGGCUCAAGUACAAGUCUAAGAGUUCACAGUGCCUUACAACUGUAAUGCUAUUUAAAGAAGAAAAAAGACUGCUAUUUAUUUAUUUUGAGAGUUAUGCUGCGCUCUAAGGACUUAGUGGCGGUACUGUAUUAAUAAUAAUAAUAAUAAUAAUAAUAAUAAUGUAUUCUCAUCUCAUGGCAUAUUAUAAGUUAUUGAGUAGAUUUAGUUAUAGUAUCAUUAACAUACUCAACCAAAAAUGUUGAUUUAUUUAAGAUACAAUUCUGUAUGUGCACUGUACAUUUUUUUCUUCUUCUAUGCCUUAUAAAUUUUAGAGCAUUUCAUUAAAUAUCUCCUAGGUUAAUGCCUCUUGUAAGAUGUUUAUUUAAUGCAGGCCUAUUUGCAGGUGGGAUCGCUCUUUUUUUCCUUUCUUUUUUUCUUUUUUGUUGUUGUAUCUAGAACUGUAAAAAAUAUUUAAAAAAAGGAAAAAUAAUUCAUUGUAAAAAAUCUAAGCAAAAUGCUGCUUCAUACACUAGAAUGUAAAGUCCUUGUCAAGGUUCAAUAUCUGUGCUUCUACUGCUUUUAGUAUGCAUCAGAUGGGCUAUUUUACACUGUUGGGAAUUUUUAUACUUGAACUUGAACAAGGGAAAAGAUGAAAAGCAAUAACAAAAAAAAACUUUUUAAGGAAGCAUUUCAUUGUCACUGGAUUUGGGCAUGUAAGGUGUUAUUUACUAUUUAAUGUACAUCCAAAGGUACUCUCAGUAAACCUAAUUUAAACCUUAUUUCAGAUUUCAACAUUAUUUACUCGAAAAUAAAAUAAAAAGGUUCUAUAUUUCAACCUUA